Molecule: messenger RNA, 396 nt
Organism: Cooperia oncophora
Lineage: Eukaryota; Metazoa; Nematoda; Chromadorea; Rhabditida; Trichostrongylidae
Source: the annotation of a GenBank genome assembly
AUGGUGCAGGCGGGAGCAAAAAGCACCACAAAAUCUCAGUUCAUCUCCGUGAUCUCUAAGAAUUCGGUUCAAAAGCCUCCACGACCAUCUCAGUGUUGUGAACGCAAGAAAUGGCGUCAAGCAUUUUCCACUUUUCCUAACUCCUUUCGCUACUUCAUUGAUAAUGCCUGUGAACUCAUCCAAAGGGCAUCGAGAGUGAUCGGUAGGAGCCAGAAAAAUGCUCCCACUAAGCCAGAAUGCCCCGCUUUGCUCAGGGGUGCAUUCUCACUCAUUGUCAACGCAUCUACAAUAUUUUACGGCCAAAUGCCUAUCCCACUCUGGAAGAGCUCCGACACGAACGGAACAUUCUACAGCGCCGGAAGGAAUGAAAGACAAGUUUGCCACGCUGGGUCAUAA